AGGUCCUAUACUCUAUCCAAAUUCCAAGGUUCAGUUCCUCUCCUCUCUACCCCCUCCAGUUGCUCAACAGAGUAACACUCUUAAGUCUUAACAAGCUUCACUCUCUCUCACAAGCCACAAAAAAAUGGCAACAACACAAGCAUAGCGGAACAAGACAAAGCUUCAACUGCAACAACAAUGCUGGUCGAAGACCACACCAUCACCAAUGCGUGGCCACCAAUCGGUGCGCCUCUGGACGUCCACAGAGACGAGCAUUGGACCAACUUCGACAGCUCCGUCAACGCCGUCUCCUUCGGUUUCGUCGCCACCGCCGUUCUCAUCUCCAUGUUCCUCGUCAUGGCCAUCUUCGAGCGCUUCCUCCGCCCCACCUCGCAGCCACUCUCCUCCCCCUCCGCCGCCGCCCGCCGCCGCCGCAGCCCCUCCGACGUCGAGGCCCAGAUCGCCUUUUCCGGCAAACUCGCUCACGCUUCCCCAAAAAUGAGUGUAUAUGCCAGUGGUGUUUCAGUACUAAUGCCUGGAGAUGAGAUUCCUACAUUUAUUGCACAUCCUGCUCCAUGUUGCCCAGAACGGAUUUCUUGGCCUUCUCAUCAGCAUAAUAAUAACACAUUACCUUGUUCCUCUUCCAACACCCUCCCUACUACUACUAUCAACCAAGUCUUAGAGAUUUGAAUAUAGACAAAAGUUCUGCAUAUUACAUCAAGGGCUUGAUUCAUUUUCUGUGAAGAGUAGACUGUUUCUUGGGGUUUGCCUUCCAUCCAUUUUUACCUCUGGAGCUCUCUUUACAGUUUAUGACAUGUAAAAUAGGAUUUAGUUUUAGGCAAAACGGGUUUGGCAAUUAGAUAUCCAUUGUCUUUGAAGUAAAUGGUCUGUUUCUGUCCAUAUGUGCCUUCCCAAUUCUUGUCCACAAAUCAUGAAAAGCUUUCAGGGGGUUUUCCUGUGUAAAUCAAUUAUCAAUAGAUUUAAUAUUGUACCCCCAUCAACUGGGUAAA
Molecule: messenger RNA, 989 nt
Organism: Glycine soja
Lineage: Eukaryota; Viridiplantae; Streptophyta; Magnoliopsida; Fabales; Fabaceae
Exons: 2
Coding region: 178-669 (163 amino acids)
Source: RefSeq, a predicted model, not a curated record